This is a messenger RNA of Xenopus laevis (African clawed frog), 6421 nucleotides long. Its product is annotated as zinc finger protein 850. Lineage: Eukaryota; Metazoa; Chordata; Amphibia; Anura; Pipidae. The record is from RefSeq and is a predicted model, not a curated record. The coding region runs from base 238 to 5469 and encodes 1743 amino acids. The transcript is spliced from 8 exons.
CUCACUAAUCCAAUCAUUGUUCUCUGCUGCUCUCUGUACCGCCCACAUUCCACUCACAGCCAAUGAGCUCCUCUCUCACCUCUUCCUGCUGCACAGCCACAGUGGGAGAAAGAGUUAAGUAAGGGAGCGGGACGGCACUAAUGGUGGCACUAAAGGAGCACAUGAGCUGAUUAUUCCCAGGGACACUUUGCUACUGAUUGUGGUCACUUCCAGUUCAGUCCCUCCCACAAGGAGCCAAUGGGAAUGUGGGAGGAAGCGAGUGACACAGGGAUGAAGGGGAAGAAGAAGGAUAAAAAUGAGGAGGAGGAGGAGCGGGGGAAGAAGGAGAGAAUGGUGAAUCUGACACUGGAGAUGAUCUAUCUGCUGACUGGAGAGCACUACAUCCCUAGGAAGAAGUCAGAUGAUGGGGGGGCCCUGCAUGCCCCUGGCUCCGUCAUACAGAAGGAAAAUAACAAGAAUGACAAGAAGAUCCUGGAACUCAUGUCCAACAUCAUCCAGCUGCUGACUGGAGAGUGGGACUAUAUAAAAGGAAACAAGGACCUGUAUGAGGAAGGGAUGAAGGAGGAGCCCCAGCAGCUCCACCCACUGGCAACCUGUGAAUAUAAAGAUGAGAGCAAUGUUACAGCACAUAUGGAAGCAACUUCAUGCUGUAAUAAUAACGGAAAUCAUAUGAACCCAGAAAUAUCUCCAAUAGAACCGUCCCCACCAGCCAAUGGUAUUAAAGAGGAAGCAACUUCAUGUGUAGAGGGAAACCAAUCAGAUUGCAGAAUUAAUCCAUUUACAGAACAGAUACAGGGAACAGAUACACCUACUCCUAUCAUGGGAUACAGCCUGAAUAACAGAUUGGCAACUAAUUAUAUAUCAGAUGGGAUUAAAGAGGAAGUUGUUUCAUGUAAAGAGGAAACCCAAUCAGAUUGCAGCAUUAAUCCAUUUACAGAACAGAUACAGGGAACAGAUACACCUACUCCUAUCAUGGGAUGCAGCCUGAAUAACAGCUUGGCAGAAACUUAUAUAUCUGUUGUUAUUAAAGAGGAAGCAGCUUCAUGGGAAGAGGGAAACCAAUCAGAUUGCAGCAUUAAUCCACUUACAGAACAGAUACAGGGAACAGAUACAUCUUCUCCUAUAAUGGAAUGCAGCCUCUUAAAAAUGAAGGCUAAUAAAUAUGAUGGAAAUUCAUAUUGGUCACCAAAAAAUAUAUUACGUAGAAAAUACAGUUGCAAUGAGGGCCAUAAAUAUCUGAUUCACAAGAGAGACUUUGAUAAACAUCAAAUGACCCACAAAAGACAGAAAUCUUUUUCUUGUUCUGAAUGUGGGAAAUGUUUUGCCUCUUCAUCAGAACUUACUGUCCAUCUAAGUCAAAUGCACACAGGGGAGAAACCUUUUUCCUCUUCAUCAGGACUUACUGCCCAUCAACAAGGAGCCCACAUGAAGGGAAAACCUUUUUUCUGUUCUGAAUGUGGGAAAUGUUUUUCAAAACGAUGUCACUUUGUUCGUCAUCAAAUGAUUCACACAGGAGAGAAACCUUUUUCUUGUUCUACAUGUGGGAAAUGUUUUUCAGAUCGAUCUCACCUUACUCGUCAUCAAAGGAUUCAUACAGGAGAGAAACCUUUUUCUUGUUCUGUAUGUAAGAAAUGUUUUUUAGAUCAAUCUAGCCUUAGUCGUCAUCAAUUGAUUCACACAGCAGAAAAAACAUUUUCCUGUUCAGAAUGUGAGAAAUGUUUUUCAAAGCAAUCUAGCCUUGUUAGUCAUCAAAGGACUCACACAGGAGAGAAACCAUUUUCUUGUUCUGAGUGUGACAAAUGUUUUGCCACUUCAUCAGAACUUAUUAUCCAUCAGAGAACCCACACAGGAGAGAAACCGUUUUCCUGUUCAGAAUGUGAGAAAUGUUUUUCAAAGCAAUCUAGCCUUGUUAGUCAUCAAAUGAUUCACACAGGAGAGAAGCCAGGAGAGUGUGGGAAAUGUUUUUCCUCUUCAUCAGGACUUACUGCCCAUCAACAAGGAGCCCACAUGAAGGUAAAACCUUUGUCCUGUUCUGAAUGUGGGAAAUGUUUUUCAGAUCGAUCUCACCUUAUUCGUCAUCAAAUGAUUCACACAGGAGAGAAACCUUUUUCGUGUUCUGAAUGUGGGAAAUGUUUUUCAGAUCGAUCUCACCUUAUUCGUCAUCAAAUGAUUCACACAGGAGAGAAACCUUUUUCGUGUUCUGAAUGUGGGAAAUGUUUUGUCUCUUCGUCACAACUUGCAACCCAUCGUCAACGAGCCCACAUGGGGAAGAAACCUUUUUCUUGUAAUGACAAGAAGAUCCUGGAACUCAUGUCCAACAUCAUCCAGCUGCUGACUGGAGAGGUUGCCAUAAGGACUGGUCAUGUUUCCAUCUAUUUUUCCUUGGACGAGUGGGACUAUAUAAAAGGAAACCAGGACCUUUACAGGGAAGGGAUAAAGGAGGAGCCACAGCAGCUCCACCCACUGGACUGUGAAUAUGAAGAUAAGAGAGAUAUUACAGCUGAUCUGGAAGAAACAUUAUGUUAUAAUAAUGAGACAAGCAAGAUUGGGGCUGAAGGAGCAGAUUUUUGUGUCAAUGACAAUCACACAAACCCUCAAAUUUACAAAGAGGAGCAGCCCCCAACAGCCAAUGGGAUUAAAGAGGAAGUGGCUUUAUGUGAAGAGGGGAACCAAUCAGAUUGCAGCAUUAAUGCACUUACAGAACUGGCACAGGGAACAUAUACUCCUAUCAUGGGAUACAACCCCUUAAUAAUGCAGGAUAAUAAAUAUAAUGAAAAUGCCUAUAAGUCCCCACAUGAAUCACUCGAAACAAAACCGAUUCUUCAGAAAAGAGACAUUGAUAGACACCAAAGAACCCAUACAACAGAGAAACACUUUUCUCAUCACUUAAAUCUUCACAAUCAUCUUAGCAUUCAUGCAGGUAAGAAACCAUUAUCAUCAUUAGAACUUACUGUGCAUCGACAAACCUACACAGAUGAAAAACCUUUUUCUUGCUCUGAAUGUGGAAAAUGUUUCUCAACUCAUAAGAUCCGUGCUCGUCAUCAAAAGAUUCACACAGGGGAGAAACCAUUUCCUUGUUCUGAAUGUGGGAAAUGUUUUGCCAGAUCAUCAGAGCUUACUGUCCAUCAACGGAACCACACUGGAGAGAAACCUUAUUCUUGUUCUGAAUGUGGUAAAUGUUUCCCAACUCAUUACCUCCUUGCUCGUCAUCAAAAGACUCACACAGGGGAGAAACCAUUUCCUUGUUCUGAAUGUGGGAAAUGUUUUCGCAGAUCAUCAGACCUUACUGUCCAUCAACGAACCCACACAGGAGAGAAACCUUAUUCUUGUUCUCAAUGUGGGAAAUGUUUUACUACUUCAUCAGAACUUAAUGUCCAUCGACGCACACACACGGGAGAGAAACCCUAUUCUUGUUUCCAAUGUGGGAAAUGUUUUACCACUUCAUCAGACCUUAAUGUCCAUCAACGAACCCACACUGGAGAGAAACCUUAUUCAUGUUCAGAAUGUGGGAAAUGUUUUUCGAAAAACAGUCACCUCAAACAUCAUCACAGAACUCACACAGGGGAGAAACCUUUCUCUUGUUCUGAAUGUGGGAAAUGUUUUACACAUAACGGUAGUCUUAAAGUACAUUUAAAAAUGCACAAAGGAGGAGCAGAUUUUUGUGCCAAUGGAAAUCACACAAGCCUGGAAAUUUCUCCAGAGGAACAGGCCCCACCAGCCAUUGGGAUUAAAGAGGAAGGCCCUUCAUGUGAAGGGGGAAACCAAUCAGAUUGCAGUAUUAAUCCUCUUACAGAUACACCUAUUCCAGUCAUAGGAUACAAACCCUUAAUAAUGAAGGAUAAUAAAUAUAAUGAAAAUGCCUUUACGUCCCUGCAUGUAUCACACGUAACAAAACAGAUUCUUCAGAAAAGAGACAUUGAUAGACACCACAACACUCAAACUCAACUUAAAUAUCAUCACAGAACCCAAACAGGGGAAAAAACAUUUUCUUGCUCUGAAUGUGGAAAAUGUUUCUCAACUCAUCAGAUCCUUGCUCGUCAUCAAAAGAUUCACACAGGGGAGAAACCAUUUCCUUGUUCUGAAUGUGGGAAAAGUUUUGCCAGAUCAUCAGACCUUACUGUCCAUCGACGAAUCCACACGGGAGAGAAACCUUAUUCUUGUUCUCAAUGCGGGAAAUGUUUUACCACUUCUUCAGACCUUAAUGUCCAUCGACGAAUCCACACGGGAGAGAAACCCUAUUCUUGUUCUGAAUGUGGGAAAUGUUUUUCGAAACAUACUCACCUCAAACAUCAUUACAGAACUCACACAGGGGAGAAAUCUUUCUCUUGUUCUGUAUGUGGGAAAUGUUUUACAAAUAACGGUAGUCUUAAAGUACAUUUAAAAAUGCACAACGGAGGAGCAGAUUUUUGUGCCAAUGGAAAUCUCACAAACCAUGAAAUUUCUCCAGUGGAACAGCCCCCACCAGCCAAUGGGAUUAAAGACGAAGGCCCUUCAUAUGAAGGGGGAAACCAAUCAGAUUGCAGAAUUAAUCCACUUACAGAUACACCUACUCCAGUCAUGGCAUACAACCCCUUAAUAAUGCAAGAUAAUAAAUAUAAUGAAAAUGCCUAUAUAUCCCCACAUGAAUCCCACGUAACAAAUCAUAUUCUUCAGAAAAGAGACAUUGAUAGAAACCACAAAACUCAAGCUCAACUUAAAUAUCAUCACAGAACCCACACAGGGGAGAAACCUUUUUCUUGCUCUGAAUGUGGGAAAUGUUUCCCAACUCAUUAUCUCCUUGCUCGCCAUCAAAAAUCUCACACAGGGGAGAAACCAUUUCCUUGUUCUGAAUGUGGGAAAUGUUUUGGCAGAUCAUCAGAUCUUAUUGUCCAUCAACGAAUCCACACAGGGGUAAAACCUUAUUUUUGUUCUCAAUGUGGGAAGUGUUUUACUACUUCAUCAGAACUUAAUGUCCAUCGACGAACCCACACGGGAGAGAAACCUUAUUCAUGUUCUCAAUGUGGGAAAUGUUUUACCACUUCUUCAGACCUUAAUGUCCAUCGACGAACUCACACAGGAGAGAAACCUUAUUCUUGUUCUGAAUGUGGGAAAUGUUUUUCGAAACAUAGUCACCUCAAACAUCAUCACAGAACUCACACAGGGGAGAAACCUUUCUCUUGUUCUGAAUGUGGGAAAUGUUUUACACAUAACGGUAGUUUAAAAGUACAUUUAAAAAUGCACAAAGUAGGAGCAGAUUUUUGUGUCAAUGGAAAUCUCACAAACCAUGAAAUUUCUCAGGCGGAACAGCCCCCACCAGCCAAUGGGAUUAAAGAGGAAGGCCCUUCAGGUGAAGGGGAAAACCAAUCAGAUUGCAGCAUUAAUCCACUUGUAGAUACACCUAUUCCGGCCAUGGGACACAACCCCUUAUUAAUGCAGGAUAAUAAAUAUAACGAAAAUGCCUAUAUAAAUACCUUUAAAUGGGUUGUUUAACCAGGUGUGCAGUUUUGUCUAUUAUAUGUCACAAUAGCAGGAGACUUUUUUUCAUGUGGUCAUUUCUUUUAUUUGGUUGUUGGGACAGUUAUAAGCAGGAUGUAGUAUAUUAUCACAUCCGUAUGACACUCAUUGUAUUUUGUGUAAAUACUGUCCCCCAUCUGUAAUAAAAGGCACAAUGUUUGCUCAGGAGCAGUAACCCAUAACAACCAAUAAGAUGUUUGCUUUUAAACAGGUGACCAAUAAAUUCUACCUGCUGAUUGGUCACUAUGGGUUACUGCUCCUCUGCAAAUAUGUGCCUUUCAUUAAAUAACCCCCUAAGUUUUGUACUCAAAUACAUGUAGGGGUCCAUAGGGUUAAUAUCCCUUAUGGAUUUAAAUCCCUACAGGUUCAGUUCCCUUAGUUGCUGGGCAGAUGUAUCUAAGUAAUAGCAUCUGGAUACUAUUGGCUAGCAGGUAGGGUGACCACUUCCUGCCUCACUUUGGUAUAGUGCUGGGAAAGGAGUGGAACUUUGCCUUUCACCUUAGGAACAAGGUGGAUGUGUGCUUUGGGCUUGAGCCCAGUUAAAGUCAGGGUACAGGGCCCCGUGAAUGAGGCAGGUGUAGCUCCUGUAACAGUAAACUAUAAGAAUGUAAGUCAGUUAUGGUUGAGCUAAAAAGAGCAAUUCUGAGCCCCAAUAUAGGAGUGGCAGUUUGGAGGUAUCUCUCCCAGACCAUAUUGCCUGUAGUGUAGGGAUCCCAGUGGAGAGGGAAUCAGGAUAAAAGAUUUCGCUACGGUGAUCCAGGCCACUAUGGGAGUGUCGCAGAGGAGAGAUUUCUUCCAAGUCUGUCCACAGAGUAGUGUCAGCCUGUGUUACGCUCUGUAUGUGAUGUUGCCCAUAUCACUGAGAAACUGCUGUGAGUAAACCCUGUGGAUGUUCAAUAAAAACUUUUUGUUUUGUUGUUUGCUAGAA